Messenger RNA from Quercus lobata, 394 nucleotides. RefSeq lists its product as uncharacterized. NCBI's taxonomy places the organism in Eukaryota, Viridiplantae, Streptophyta, Magnoliopsida, Fagales, Fagaceae. The coding region runs from base 1 to 330 and encodes 109 amino acids. The record is from RefSeq and is a predicted model, not a curated record. The transcript has 2 exons.
AUGGCAUAUGUGCUUGCUCAUGAUGUUGUGCUUUAUAGGACAAAGGAUAUAAUUCUGGCACACUUGGUGUUUAGUUUCCAUGGUUGUUCCUUUAUCUGUUUCAUGAAAUUUAUAACUCCACAAGAUAAUAACAUACAGUUGAUUCAGGUGUGCACUCUGGAGUUUGCUCGCUCUGCACUACGCUUCUCUUUUCAUAGCAAAUGGAUGAGCGCUGUCUUCUUCCAUUUCACGGCUUUUAUUGGAUUCCUUGCCAUGGUGAAUUUUGAUCUGAUGAAGAACCUACCCAAUACUGCGGGUGAAGUGGCUGACAACAUCGCCGUCAUAGUGUGAAUGAUAAUAAUAGUGGUUUGUGUUUCUUUGUUUCAUAAAUAUAAUAGUUGUUUUUUGGGCUAUA